Molecule: messenger RNA, 693 nt
Organism: Ostertagia ostertagi
Lineage: Eukaryota; Metazoa; Nematoda; Chromadorea; Rhabditida; Trichostrongylidae
Source: the annotation of a GenBank genome assembly
AUGAUGGUCGGCGGUGGCGAGGAGACACCUCCAAAGGAAGUUGAAGCUAAUGAAGCGAGGAGUCUUCGUCGCUCCCAAGGCAGAGGAAAGGAUGAAGGUGAUGACGGUGGUAGCAAAGAAAAACCUCCGAAUGACGACGUCAAUAUUGAGGACGCCGACUACUAUGACGAAGCCACGACGGCCGGCAAGCCGGCGACUGCCUCUCGAUCCAGCAAUCAACCCCGUGCACCAGGAGAACCGGAUAUUAAUCACAAUGUUUUCAUGGUUUAUAAGAUCAAAAAUGCCUUAAGCAGUGUAAUAUUCAAUCUCCAGAAGAAAAUCUACCAAGGUAAAGUGAGGAUGCAGGAACUUCUCCAUCACCCGAUUGAUCCUCCCGAGGACGACAGCGUUGCAAGUACCACAGAGUCCAGCAAUACUACAGAAGAUUACGCAAUAGCAGAAGCCUUUCUGAAUGGACGAGAAUCGGUCCAGAAGCCGUGCUCAUUGGAACACAUGUCGUACAUAGAGAGAAAUCAGAAGGCCGGAUGUUCUGGUGCUGUCCAGUUUGCAAAUGACGUGUGUGAAGUCUUCUUCGAAUGUUUGAGAAAGAAGGAGGAAAUGUUCAUGGCCUGUGAAAAGAAGGUCUGUUUGCAAUACGAGAAGUUCAGCUCACCACCGGAAUGUGUACAACAUCUUUUUGAAUGUCAUGAAUAA